AUGCCGUUCGAGAACAAACUGAAGAAGCGCAAGGCCGCGGCCAGCGCGCCCUCGCCCACUGCCAAAAAGGCGAAACCCUCAUCCACCACCGUCCCCGUUGCCGCCGCGGCCCCCAAAGCGGCGACAAGAGUGUCCACGCGCAAGAAGGCUGCCGACUUCAUGUCCGAUGGCGAAGAGUCUGAAGAUGGCGGCUGGGAUGCGCUCGAGGACAAGAAAGGCAAGAAGGACAAGAAGAGCACCAAGGCGGCCGCUCCUGCUGCCGUGAAGGAGAAGAAAGAGAAGAAGGCAAAGAAGAAGGAUGAGGUCGCCGCUGCCCCGCCUCCUGUAGAGGAGAAGAAGAAGGCAGAGGAGGCAAAGACAAAGAAGGACAAGAAGAAGAAGGAUGAGGAGGAAAUGAUCUCCCUUGACGUUGACUAUCCGGACUCUGGGCCAGCAGAGGGAUACGACAGUGAGGAUGACAGUGCAGAGGAGGAGAUUGACGACCAAACUGCGAAACUCUUGCAAGGGUUUGAAAGCUCUGAUGAGGAGAUGGAGGACGGAGAUGGCGCACAGAAGGAAGUGAGCGAGGCCGAUAAGUCAAAGUUUGCGGAUGCGAAGAUUCCGGGUGGGAAGAAAAUGCAGAAGAAGAUGGCCGCGCUUCAGGCCAAUGAAAAAUCCGUUCCCGGCGUUGUUUAUCUCGGCCGCAUCCCCCACGGUUUCUACGAGAACGAAAUGCGCUCCUACUUCACCCAAUUCGGCAAGGUCACGCGCCUACGCCUCUCGCGCAACAGGAAGACGGGCCACAGCAAGCACUACGCCUUCAUCGAGUUCGCAGACGCCGAGACCGCGCGAGUCGUCGAGGAGACCAUGGACAACUACCUCCUCUUUGGGCACAUCCUCAAGUGCAAGCGCGUCCCCAUGGAUGACAAGGCCUUCAUCGAGCUGCUGUUCAAGGGCGCAAACAAGAAGUUCAAGCCCCACUCGGGACAGAAGGCGCACAAGGCGAGACACGAGAGGAAACACACAAUCGAGGAGUGGAAGGAGAGGGAGGAGAGGGAGAAGAGGAAGAGAAAGAGUAUCACCAACCGCUUGAAGAACCUCGAAAUCGACUACGAGUUCGAGGCCCCAAUUAUCACGCCGGAAUUCGUGAGGGCCAUUGAGGCUGCGGAACCCGCAAAGGCCAUUGAGGCGGCUGAGCCAGCUGCUGAGGCUACCGAAGAUGCUGUUGCCGAGAAGAAGACAACCGAGAAGAAGGCUGUCGAGAAGAAGACCGCCGAGAAGAAGACCGCCGAGAAGAAGACCGCCGAGAAGAAGACCGCCGAGAAGAAGACCGCCGAGAAGAAAACAGCUGAGAAGAAGACGGCCGAGAAGAAGACCACUGAGAAGAAGACUGUCGAGAAGACCACCGAGAAGGCCGCCUCCGAAACAACCGGCGACGCCCCUGAGAAGAAGAAGCGAAGACGAGUCUCUAAGAAAGCCGCCGCAGAGCGGGACGCGAAAGCCGCCGCCGAGAAAGCUGCUCCCACGACCACCGCAGCCGCCGAGACCGCCGCGGUCGUCGAGGCAGCUGUCGAGAAGGCCGUCGAGGCCGUCGAGGCCGGAGACGGGAUUGAGGAGAUGGAGAUCGAUGUAGUCGUCAAGAAGGGAAAGAAAGCCAAAACCGCUGCUCCGGAGAAGAAGACAGCCGAGAAGAAGGCCGCCUCUAAGAAGGCCACCAAGGAGGUCGCUGCCCCCGAGGAGGCGGCCGUCACCGAAGAGGUAGCCGCCCCUAAGGAAGUUGCUGCUGCCGUUGAGGAGGCGGUUGCUGAGAAGGCCGCCCCCGAGAGGAAGAGCAAGAGAGGCGCUGAGAAGAAGGCCGCUGCGGAGAAGGCUGCUGCUUCCGAGGAGCAGGAGAAGAAGGCUGCGGCAGAGAAGGUUGAGAAGGUCAAGAAGCCAGCCAAGAAGUCAUCCAAAAAAUCAAAGGCGUAA
This is a messenger RNA of Morchella importuna, 1947 nucleotides long. RefSeq lists its product as uncharacterized. Gene Ontology annotation, cellular component: nucleolus. The record is from RefSeq and is a predicted model, not a curated record. The coding region runs from base 1 to 1947 and encodes 648 amino acids. NCBI's taxonomy places the organism in Eukaryota, Fungi, Ascomycota, Pezizomycetes, Pezizales, Morchellaceae. The transcript has 3 exons. Gene Ontology annotation, biological process: maturation of LSU-rRNA from tricistronic rRNA transcript (SSU-rRNA, 5.8S rRNA, LSU-rRNA). Gene Ontology annotation, molecular function: RNA binding.